Messenger RNA from Lachancea nothofagi CBS 11611, 2301 nucleotides. The record is from the annotation of a GenBank genome assembly. NCBI's taxonomy places the organism in Eukaryota, Fungi, Ascomycota, Saccharomycetes, Saccharomycetales, Saccharomycetaceae.
AUGACUGUGCGGCUGAAAGACGAGACAUCUUCAGAAGACGAAGACGCACCACUAUCUUCAUCUAUUCAGCGAACCAAGAGAACAAUUGAAGAUUGUGACUACGAAGACGAUGACCUGAAAUCAAAAACUGUCAAUACAGGCAUUAAAAAAGAAGAUAACGACGCGUAUGACAGCGAUGAAGCACUCUCCAAAGUGGCAAAACCUAAAAAAAUUGUGAAACGAGCCAAGAAAGCGGUUUCUAAGAAAUCAUCGUCUUCCAAUGCUAAGAAAUCCAUUAAAAGGGCUGCACCAAGAAAGACUCCUAAGGUUGUAAGAGAGGUUUCUGUUGAACAACAAAACGCCGAUCCCGAGGAUGACUCUAAGGAGUCGACUGAGGAUGUCGACGAGUUCAAGUGGUGGGAGAAAGAGAACGAUGACGAGUCUAUCAAAUGGACAACUCUAAAGCACAACGGUGUCAUUUUCCCACCUAAAUAUGACCCUCUACCUUCGCAUAUCAGAAUGUAUUAUGACGGGAAUCCUGUAGAUCUACCUCCCCAAGCGGAAGAAGUUGCUGGCUUCUUCGCAGCACUUUUAGAAUCCGACCAUGCUCAAAAUCCGACCUUUCAAAAGAAUUUCUUUAGCGACUUCUUAGAUGUCUUGAAAGAAAGUGGCGGGGCCAGGAAUGGGAUUAAACCUAAAGAUUUUAAACUUUGUGACUUUUCCAAAAUGUUUGAUUACUUCCAAUUGCAAAAAGAGCAAAGAAAGCAGCUUAGUCCACAGGAAAAGAAGAAGCUCAAGCAGGAAAAAGAAGAAUUAGAAGAACCUUAUAAGUUUUGUUGGCUCGAUGGGCGUAAGGAGCAGGUUGGAAAUUUUAGAAUUGAACCCCCCGGACUUUUUCGUGGCCGUGGUGCACAUCCCAAGACUGGUAAGCUGAAAAGAAGAGUUUACCCUGAGGAUGUAGUGCUCAACCUGGACAAAGAGGCCACAAUUCCAGAAGCGCCAGAUGGUCAUAAGUGGGGUGAAGUUAGACACGACAACACUGUCCAGUGGUUAGCUAUGUGGCGAGAAAACAUCUCAAACUCUUUCAAGUACGUUCGCUUUGCCGCGAACUCUUCAUUGAAAGGUAUGAGUGACUUCAAAAAAUUCGAAAAGGCUCGUCAAUUGAAGGAUUAUAUUGAUGCUGUUAGAAAGGAUUAUAACAAAAAUCUUAAGAGCAAAGUCAUGCUGGAGAGACAAAUCGCUGUAGCCUGUUACUUCAUCGACGUCUUCGCACUCAGAGCAGGUGGUGAGAAAGCUGACGAUGAAGCUGACACGGUUGGAUGCUGCUCUUUAAGGUACGAACACGUUACGCUAAAACCUCCGAAUACUGUCAUUUUCGAUUUUUUGGGUAAGGAUUCGAUCAGAUUCUACCAGGAAGUGCAGGUGGAAAAGCAAGUUUUCAAGAACUUGACACUGUUCAAAAAAGCACCCAAGAAGCCUGGUCAUCAACUAUUUGAUAGGUUGGAUCCAUCGAUUCUGAACAAACAUUUACAAAACUACAUGCCUGGAUUGACUGCCAAAGUGUUUCGUACCUACAACGCCUCCAAAACUAUGCAAGAUCAGCUAGACUUGAUCCCCAACGAAGGAACAGUUGCGGAAAAACUACUCAAGUACAACGCUGCUAACAGAACGGUAGCUAUUCUGUGUAAUCACCAACGGACCGUGACUAAGGGUCAUGCGGCUUCUGUUCAAAAGGCUAUGGAGAGAAUAGAAGAGUUGGAAUGGCAAAAGAUCAGACUGAAAAGAACAAUCAUGCAAUUGGACGAAGCUGAAGUAAAGAAGAAUCCGAAAUACUUUGCUGAAGUAAAGGAUCUUGUCAAAGAGCAAGAAGCUGCCAUUCACAAACGCCUGGUAGAAAAGGAGCGCGAAAAAUACACCAAAAAAUUCGCAAGAGAAAACGAAAAGCGCAAGUUUGAUAAGGAAGAGGAGCUGCCGGAGUCGGUUUUGCAGGAGUGGAUGGAGAAAGCGGAAGAGAUGGAAAAAGAAUACCGACAAGAGUUAGAUACGGGUAAAGUGCAAGUCAAGACGUCUGACAUAGAAAAAAUCAAGUCACAGAUUGAAAAGUUGGACCAGAGGAUAGAAAACUGCAGCAUUCAACUCAAAGACAAAGAGGAUAACUCCCAGGUUGCUCUGGGCACUUCUAAGAUCAAUUAUAUUGACCCACGACUUUCCGUCGUAUUUUGUAAGAAAUUUGGCGUUCCGCUGGAGAAGGUCUUCACUAAGUCUCUCAGGGACAAGUUCAAAUGGGCUGUGGAGUCUGCUGACGAAAACUGGCGAUUCUGA